CAUGACUGUAGAAGCUAACAAAAUUGUACUUGCUUGUUUUUGUCCUUUUAUAAAAUAAUCUCAUUCCCAUAUCUGCAGUCACAAGACAGUGCUAUCAUUAUUACCUUUCUGACCUUCUUUGGAGUCUUCUCUCAGCGGGAUGGAGAUUGUUCAUGAAUAUGUGAAGCUCCGCAGUGACUUUGGCCGCCAGUGUCUCUUUUCGGACCGUCAUGUGGAGCUGCUAGUCGAUGUUGCUCCAAACCCAAAGCUGGCGAUGCAGUUUGUUCUGAAGGAGACAAGAGACCUGGGAGUGCAGGGCUGCUGGGAAAUGUCGGAGCAUGAGGUUAACACGAAAAGGUUUGAGUUUGAAAACCAGGGGAUAAAUCAUGUGGAAGGGGGGUGGCCAAAAGAUAUCAACCCACUCGAGAUGGAACAAACUAUUCGCUUUAGGAAGAAGGUGGAGAAAGAUGAAGGCUACAUGAAUAGCAUCCAGGUACUAGGCACGCUAAUAGGACAAUGUGUUGGACAGAAUAAUGCUGUGGACAUUUACCAAGAGUACUUUAAAGACGAAGAACUGCUGGAUGAAAUUCAGGAAGCACCGUCUGUGAAGAUCGUCAAUGUAUUCAGAGACCCGAACAAGGAACAACGAAACAUCACCGGUCUUUCUUGGCAACCCGGUGGAGGCACGAAUCUGGCGGCUGCCUACUCCUGCCUUGAAUUGCAAAAAGCCACAGCAGACAUGAGCAAAGACUCAUACAUCUGGGACAUUGAGAACCCCAACCACCCUAAGACUGUUCUCGUACCGACAUCUCAACUCAUCUGUCUGGAUUACAACCCCCAGGACUUGCACACGCUUGUCAGUGGGUGCGUCAAUGGGCAGAUUGUGUUAUGGGAUGCCCGUGAUAGCCAACAGCCUGUGGCAGUUUCCUCAUUGGAGAAGAGUCACAGAGAGCCUGUUUACAAGAUGAUCUGGUUGCAAUCGUCUACUGGGACAGAAGCCUUCUCUGCCUCCACCGAUGGACAGAUUUUGUGGUGGGAUGUCCGCCAAAUGAAGCAGCCCACAGAGCGGCUGGUUCUGGACCUGAGUAGGAAAGAAAACCUAGACACUGCUUUAGGAGCCAUCUCUCUGGAAUAUGAGCCUACCAUGCCAGACACAUUUAUGGUGGGGACUGAACAGGGAGCUGUUGUGUACUGCAACAGGGCUGGGGAGACUCCAACUGAGAAGAUUGUCUGUACAUACGAUGGCCACCACGGACCUGUCUAUGCCAUCCAAAGGAACCCUUUCUUUCCUCAAAACUUCCUGACAGUAGGAGACUGGGGAGCCCGCAUUUGGUCAGAAGACAUCAAGGAGUCAUCUAUCAUGUGGACAAAGCACCAGAUGGCAUACUUAACAGACGCCUGCUGGAGUCCUGUCAGACCCUCAGUCUUCUUCACUGUGAAUAUGGAUGGUGUGCUGGACAUCUGGGACAUCUUGUUUAAGCAGAUUGACCCCACUCUAAGCGUUAAGGUGCAUGAUGAAGCUCUGUGUAGCCUUCAGGUGCAUAACGAUGGAUGCAUGGUAGCUUGCGGCUCUCAGCAGGGUGCCACCACACUAUUGGAAAUCUGCUCAGGACUGUGCACUCAACAGAAUAAUGAGCAGAAUCUCCUGGGCGAGAUGUUGGAACGUGAGACAAAACGCGAAAAGAUCCUCAGGGCUUCUCAGAGAGGAGGGGACGAGGCAGGGAACAGUGAGGACAGUCCAAAGGAGCUGCUCCUCAGAGCUGACUAUGACUUCCACAACUUGGUGGAGUCGGAGCAGAGGAGGAAACAAUGGGACUCGAGACAGCGGCAUUAUCCGUAAAUGGGAGAGGCAGACAGCAGAUGACAACAAGAAUCCAAGAAGUAGAUGCACUAGUAGAGCUUCAUGCAUGAUGUUUGGCAAGAUGGUCAUAUUUUAAAGUUGAAAAAAACAUUUUUUAUUGAGG
This is a messenger RNA of Phyllopteryx taeniolatus (common seadragon), 1943 nucleotides long. RefSeq names its product dynein axonemal intermediate chain 2-like. Lineage: Eukaryota; Metazoa; Chordata; Actinopteri; Syngnathiformes; Syngnathidae. Bases 140 to 1819 code for a protein of 559 amino acids. Gene Ontology annotation, molecular function: dynein heavy chain binding; dynein light chain binding. Gene Ontology annotation, biological process: outer dynein arm assembly; cilium movement. Gene Ontology annotation, cellular component: outer dynein arm. The transcript has 12 exons. The record is from RefSeq and is a predicted model, not a curated record.